CUGCUCAUGUAAUCUGAUUUGAUUACAUUUUUUUAAUCUGCAGACAACAAAUGUCAAUAGAAUAAUGGAGAUUUGCUUUAGUGUUGUUCCAUUUGAUAGUGCAGACAAGAACGCAAUGAACUGUUUAUGGCUGGUGUUGGGACCUAGUGUUAUAAAUUUAUAAGAGUAAAUAUGUUGGAAGUAUUUGUAUUAGACUCGGCAUAAGAAUGAAGUUACAAGAUACACGAUCAUUUGCUAUCUCUGUCCUAAAAUUAUCAUAGAAAUAAUGUAUUCAUAGAGUUAAAGCUAAGUUUCCCCAUUUUAUUCUUCUAUGGUUGAGAUCUUGGUCGAUUUCCAGUUCUGACCCUGAACUUGAUCUUCGUAGGUUGAUCUCCGGUUACCAAUCCCGGUUUCCCACCAUAGUGAGAAUCAAGAAAGGAUUAACCUUUUUUCCCAUAGAAGUGGUCUUCACAACUAGUAGUUGUGGAUAUGGGCAUAAUCAUUUUUGCAAGAUUGAAGUUUUGCGUCGGUGGUAAAUGACGGAAAGAAACUACCAGAUGACCUCCACUAGGCUUUGAUUAGUUACUGUCAUAAACCCUGAAAAGAAGAAGAAACCAAAGCCUUGAGUUAUCCUCUUAUGUCUUCUUUGGCGUCUGAAAACAAAAGAAAGAUCAAUGUCAAUAUACAUAAAAACUAUAUAAUAAGUUGUUAUCCGUUCCAAUUAUGUAACGAGACUAAAAUAUUCAAUCAGCUCCGUGAAGAGACCCAUUCCCCCACUUUCCUUCCUUUUGACUUUCCCCAAACAGUUGACUUUUUCCACACGUUUCCUUUAAAUCCAGUUACAACCCUUACAAUGAGAUCUUGCAGAAUCAAGAGGAUGAUCUUCUUCUUCAUCAUCCUUCUCCAAUGUCUCUCCUCUUUCACAACCGCUCAACAGCCUUAUGUCGGAACAUCAACCACCGACUGCUCCGUCACCGAUAACUCAACCUCUGUCUUCGGCUACUCUUGCAACGGCCUCAACAGAACUUGCCUCACCUACGUCAUUUUCCGGUCAACUCCUCCUUUCUCCACCGUCACAUCCAUCUCUUCCCUCUUCUCCGUCGACCCCUCUCUCCUCUCUUCCCUCAACAACGCAGCAACAACCUUCUCCACCGAUCAACAAGUCAUCAUCCCCCUAACUUGCUCCUGCUCCGGCAACUACUCCCAGUCCAAUCUCACUUACACAAUCCGACAAGGCGACUCGUACUUCCGCGUAGCGAACGACACUCUCCAGGGUCUUUCGACGUGUCAAGCCUUGGAGAGACAGAACAAUGCUUCCUCUCAGUCUCUGUUUCCCGGUAUGAGGAUCCUUGUUCCUCUCCGUUGCGCGUGUCCCACGGCGAAACAAGUGGAUGAAGAUGGCGUCAACUAUCUCGCCAGCUACACCGUUGUGUUCGGAGACACGGUGGAUGUCAUCAGCCAGAGAUUCGGCGUCGAGACGAGUAAGACUUUAGAAGCUAACCAAAUGUCUUUUGACGAUGCUGGAGUCUUCCCUUUCACCACUCUUCUUGUUCCAUUACAGAACCCUCCUUCAAAUCUCAACUCCAUGACUCCUCCUCCUCCACCUCCGUCUCCACCUCCUCCUCCGGUUUCACCAAAUGGUAAGAAACAGAAGAGAACAUGGGUUUAUGUUCUUGUCGGAAUCCUAGGAGGAGCUUUGGUUUUGAGUGUGAUAGGUGCAGCCAUGUUCUGUAUGCUUAAGACGGUCUCAAGAAAGAAACAAGAACCAGACAAUCUCGAUAGCUUCACGGCCAAGAAAACAUCAAUCUCAUAUCAAGAAUCUGACUUCGAUCCGCUAGAUGGAUUAUCAGGCAUGGUGGUUGACACCUUAAAGGUUUACAAGUUCCACGAGCUGCAAUCCGCGACGAGCGACUUCACAUCCUCCAGCUCUAUGGGAGGAUCAGGGUACAUCGGUAAAAUCAACGGCGACGGUGCAAUGAUCAAGAAAAUGGAAGGAAACGCAUCGCAAGAGAUCAACUUGCUGUCGAAGCUAAACCAUUUCAACAUCAUCCGUCUCUCUGGUUUCUGUUUCCACGAAGGAGAUUGGUACUUAGUCUAUGAACACGCUUCUAACGGAACCUUAAGCGAUUGGAUCUACGCGAAGUCGUCUCUCUUGAGCUUGACUCAGAGGUUGCAAAUCGCUUUGGAUAUAGCAACGGGGCUUAACUAUCUACACAACUUCGCAAACCCUCCUUACGUUCACAGGGAUUUAACAAGCGGAAACAUCUUUCUUGACUCCGAGUUUCGAGGAAAAAUUGGUAACUUAGGGUUAGCUAGGUCUACGGAGAGAGAUGGAGAUUACGUGUUGACCAAGCAUGUGGAAGGAACAAGAGGGUAUUUAGCUCCUGAGUAUUUGGAACAUGGGUUGGUCUCGACCAAGCUUGAUGUUUAUGCUUUUGGUGUUGUGGUCUUGGAGAUUGUUACUGGUAAGGAAGCUUCUGAGUUGAAGAAAGAGAUCGAUGGAGGUAAUGAUUUGGAGGAGUUUUUGGUUAGUGGAAGCUUCUUGCCUGAAGGGUUAGUGAGUUUUGUGGUGAGAUUGGUGAUGGAUUGUUUGAAGAGAGAUCAUUUGAAUCGUCCAUCAAUGGAUGAGAUUGUUCUGUCAUUGUCCAAGAUCUUGACGGCUUCGAAAAGCUGGGAAUCGUCUUGCUAAAUUUAAGGCCCAAUAUGUUUUAUUAGCCUUUUAGGCUGCAUGUUAACCAAAAGGAUUUUUCUUUUUGUUUGUUUUUAGAAGCUUAUGUUCUUGUAUUGGAUUUGGUCAGAAAAAUGUUGACUGGGUUUUAAGUAUGAAUUUGGUUGGCUA
This is a messenger RNA of Brassica napus (rape), 2818 nucleotides long. Its product is annotated as lysM domain receptor-like kinase 4. The transcript has a single exon. NCBI's taxonomy places the organism in Eukaryota, Viridiplantae, Streptophyta, Magnoliopsida, Brassicales, Brassicaceae. Gene Ontology annotation, molecular function: protein kinase activity; ATP binding. Gene Ontology annotation, biological process: protein phosphorylation. The record is from RefSeq and is a predicted model, not a curated record. Bases 617 to 2668 code for a protein of 683 amino acids.